This is a messenger RNA of Acyrthosiphon pisum (pea aphid), 1192 nucleotides long. RefSeq names its product COBW domain-containing protein 1. NCBI's taxonomy places the organism in Eukaryota, Metazoa, Arthropoda, Insecta, Hemiptera, Aphididae. Bases 37 to 1143 code for a protein of 368 amino acids. The record is from RefSeq and is a predicted model, not a curated record. The transcript is spliced from 13 exons. Gene Ontology annotation, cellular component: cytoplasm.
UCAAGUUGGAUAUAUAGAGUUUGCAGAAUAAUUACAAUGGACUCGGACGAUGAAAUCCCAUCAUUGGUGACAGCUACUACAUUGGAUCCGGUGCCUGUGACAAUAAUAACUGGUUACUUAGGGUCUGGCAAGACAACUCUUUUAAAUUAUAUACUUACAGAACAACACAAUAAAAAAAUCGCUGUCAUAUUGAACGAAUUUGGCGAAGGUGACACUAUGGAAAAAUCAAUUGCUGUUGGUGAAAAGGGAAAUCUUUGUGAAGAAUGGCUUGAACUACAAAAUGGCUGCUUAUGUUGUUCCGUCAAAGAUAAUGGUGUGAAAGCAAUCGAAAACCUCAUGUCCAAACGUGGAAAAUUUGAUUAUAUAUUGUUAGAAACUACAGGAUUAGCUGAUCCUGGACCUAUUGCAAAAUUAUUUUGGAUUGAUACUGAACUGGGAAGUGAUGUUCAUUUAGAUGGAAUAGUCUGUGUCAUUGAUAGCAAAAACGCAAAUAAACAUCUUGGCAACAGUUUACUUGAGGAACCUAACGUGGAUAUUGUAAACCCUUCAACAAGACAAAUUGCAUUAGCUGAUAUUAUACUCAUCAAUAAAGUCGACUUGGUCGACAGAAGUACGUUGGAAACGUUAAAAAUCAAGAUUAGAUCGAUAAAUGGAAGUUCUGAAAUUAUCGAGACAACAAAUAGCAGAAUUGACUUGAAUAAAAUUCUUGAUUUGAAAUCCUACUCUUCGUCUAACAGCUUAAGGGUCGACGAAAUGAUUAGAAACGUGGAAAGUUUGGAAGGAAAAACUCAUAUACACCAAAACGUGGCUACUGUCACACUUGAAGUUCCCGAUGGUAUUUUUAGGUCAUCUCUGGACAAUUUUGUAUGUCAGAUCUUAUGGGAAAAUAUGCUGAAAGAUGGUCGAGGGAAUACUUCAGAAAUAAUCAGAAUGAAGGGCGUAAUCAGAUUCGCCGACGGUUCAAUUGCUAUGAUACAAAGUGUCUACGACAUGUACGAGUUUCAGGAGUUAUCCAACAGUCUAUCCGAAGUACCACCGGGCAGUAGAAUUAUUCUUAUAGGAACAUUUUUGGACAAAGCCGAAUUAAGCUGCUUACUUACUAAAUGUAUAGAUUCUGAAAAUGAAUCACUAUCCUGCAAAUAAGUUGUAAAUAAAAUUCGUGAACAAUUCUAAUCGGUGGUCGUAAUUUUCA